Messenger RNA from Exophiala dermatitidis NIH/UT8656, 2637 nucleotides. RefSeq lists its product as uncharacterized. NCBI's taxonomy places the organism in Eukaryota, Fungi, Ascomycota, Eurotiomycetes, Chaetothyriales, Herpotrichiellaceae. The transcript is spliced from 2 exons. The record is from RefSeq and is a predicted model, not a curated record. Bases 1 to 2637 code for a protein of 878 amino acids.
AUGGCCUCGUCCUUCAACGCGACCUCCCAUCGCUUCAGAGCCUUCUGUGAUACCAACACCGAUGCCCCCGCCGCCCGCCGCACUGACACGCGCUCUGACCGCAUUCCGGACGCCGUCGACACCAUCCCAACUGUAGCCAAUGAGACUGGCCACUCGGCUGGCGACAUGAAAUUGCAAUGUUGCUGUGGCAGAUCAGAAUGCAUUUACUUGGAGCACAACAACACCCUCCUCGGUGGCAUAGAGAAGGACCUGGAGACUGCCGCUCGACUAGGACAGGCCUUACUCACUCGCCAUGAGUCCUACGUCAACGAGUCGCAGCUCGAACAUGAGAGGCUUACCCUCUACAUCAACGAACUCGAGAAGGAGAGAACAUGUCUACAAACGACCAACGAAAGGAUUGCAGUCGAGAACCGCGAGUUACGGACCCAGUUAGACGCCGCCAACACAUCUUUGAAGGAUAGCGACAACCAUGUCAAAAGCCUCGAGGCCUUGCUGCGGGACAGCGAAUCGGAGAUUCGAAGGUUGAAUGGUCUCACCCGACGGGCGGAAGAACUCGAGCUGAAGAUACUGGACAUGGAGAAAGAUCAGAUGAAACUGUCCCAGCGUGCAGACGAUUUUAGUGAGGAAACUCGAAGCACCAUCCGAAGGUGGAAAGAGAGCGAGAUCAAAGUUAGACAGCUCGAGUCCGACGUCGAAAGGAUUGAAUGGGAGGCUAAGCAAGAGAGGGAGCGGCACGAAGAGAUCGUUGCAAGGCUUGAACGUGAACGGGUCCUUGAAAGGGAACUUGGUGGCGCUGAAGGCAGGCUCAAGGGAGCGGCCGCUUUGCAAGGUCUCAAGGGGGGCGUGUCAGGCACCAAUGUCGUCAGCCAUUUUGUUCGCGACAUCCUCCAAGACAACGCAAACCUGCAGGCCGGUAUCGCAGAGCUACGGGAAUUGCUUCAAGCGUCAAACGAUGAAGUGCAGAGCUUGAGAGAGCAGAUCAUGCAGCAUCAGCCGAUUGAGAGCGACAACAUCGCAGACGAUGGAACUCCAUCACGUCCUCUAAGCCAGCAGCUUGGCUGGCAGCAACCCUCUCCAAAGCAAGUACAACAGGAAGUUCACGUCCAUCACCAUUACCACGCAAAGAUUGCCGCCAAGAGGGGCGGAACGUCCACCGUCCGCAAACCUGCACGCAGGCGAGCAGUCAUGGGCAUCAGCACACUUCCUGCAACUCCAGAAUCAUCGACGCCUUCCACACCACUGUCUGGCCCACAGCGUGUGGUCUCCAGCCCUGUGCUGCCUAUUGCGCUACAUUUCCCACAAGCCCGUCGUGCUCGUUGGUCCGUGCAAUCGGCUGCAACGACGUCGUCGGCAAUCUCCAGCUUUGCCAGUUCGCCGCGUUCGUAUUUCGACCACAGCAGUUCUAUCUUUGAUCGCUUCGAGGCCGGUGACGAAUCAUCGAGGCCAACGAGUCCAGAAUCUGCCACCGGCUUUCUUAGUCCAAGGAUCCUGUCGGGUUGUCGAGAUGUGGAGGUUGGCGACUGCUUGACUGAUUUACCGGAAGACGAGGAAGCAGUCGGGGAUGACCAGCCACAAGAAGCCGACUUUCAUGCACCUUCAGAUCGUGUGGAAGACCAUUCUCCAGAACCUGGCGGCUUCGAUUCGAGCCAAUCGGAUUCUCAUGACCUUACGCCGAAGCCUUCUCAAGUGCUCGUUACCGACGGCGAGCGACAAGGCUAUAUGAAUUUGGUUCCGUCUGAUGAUUACCCCCAAACUCCAUCAGCACCCCCGGAAGAAGAGUCUGAGACAGUCUCUGUACUUCCAGCUACAGAUCAAGAGGCCGAAGCAGUUACCUCGAGCCCAUGUCAUGACCAGACUCGAACAGAUGAAGUGCCCAGGCCCAACUCUUCUUAUGGCUUCGAUGAUAUGGCUGAGGCGGCGUUCCAACCGCGCUUGCGUCGGACGGGAUCCCAUGAAUCUCUAGUCUCGAUAUCUGGAAUGGAUAUACAUCUCGCGAAACGACCGACAACCUCGGGCUCGCGUCCGUCAACUCUUCUGAAGGGCAAUAAAGCGUACUUUGCCAUGUCACCAUCGGCUGCACGGACAUUUUCUGCUGCGCCUCUCACCACCGUGACCGAGUUCACUGCCAUAAGUUCCACCAGGUCGACUUCCAGUCCGGUCAUCCCUGGACGGAAAUGGACAGAUAAUACCAGUUCUGCGAAGUCACCUUCUCCGUCCGACAAGAAUGCCACUAGUGUGAGUGUGGAACUCUUGAGCGGCCUUGCUGGCUUACCCACGGUGAUGUCACCGACAGAACGACAACCGUCUUCUGGCGGCGGUGGACUAGGUCGCCUGGUCGGCAGCUGGGUGAAGGGCAAAUGGGGGAUCGCGCCCAUGAAGUCCAGUGAAGACAUGAGACCGUCAACGUCAGUAUCAAACGGAUCAUCGAAUGCACAGUCUUCCACAACAGAGGAGCACCCGCUAUUGCCGUUCCAAUGGCCCGGUGGAAGGCCUCCAGGAAUUAAUCAAAAAGGAGCUAUUCCGGGCUUUCCUCGACCAGCUCGGAGACCUCCCGCUGGUACAGGGGUGCAAGUGAAGAUGGUGGAUGCCGAUGGCCUAAGGGAGAUCCUGGCAGAGGCCGAUCAUUCGGGUCAUUGA